Leguminivora glycinivorella is the source of this 498-nucleotide messenger RNA. RefSeq names its product cysteine-rich DPF motif domain-containing protein 1. The transcript has 2 exons. The record is from RefSeq and is a predicted model, not a curated record. Bases 126 to 488 code for a protein of 120 amino acids. Lineage: Eukaryota; Metazoa; Arthropoda; Insecta; Lepidoptera; Tortricidae.
AUCGACAAUCCCGAAAUUCCCGAAUUAAAAUCUGAUUUAUGCAAGAUAUAACGAAAAUAAAUAAAAUUGUGCAAUGAAACAUUGGCUGUUAUGAAAUUUCGUGCAAACGUUUUAACGUACUUAUAAUGAUUUAUCAGAAAACUAUGGGAGACUCCAAACCAAAAGAAGAACCUAUUUUGUAUGAAUUUUCUUGUUCAUCAUGUGACUUAGCCGAGACAGCCGACUAUAAAGGAACAAGUCCUCCAUUCUCACGGAACAUAGACCUCAAGUACCCGAGCUAUGUGAUGAAGGACCCGUUCAGCCCUCCGGGCAAGGGCGAGAUAUUGGUUCUGGGAGCAGACUGUGUGAAGUGUGGCAAGCCAGUGUGCGUCAGCAAGGACUGCAGCAUGUUCUACUUGAAGAUGUACUGCCUGGACUGUGCACAGACCUCAGCUGAGGAGUUUCCUAUAGAAAUAAAAACUAAAAUAACACAAAUAAAAAGAAAAUAACAAAAAUUAA